This is a messenger RNA of Talaromyces rugulosus, 780 nucleotides long. RefSeq lists its product as uncharacterized. The transcript is spliced from 2 exons. NCBI's taxonomy places the organism in Eukaryota, Fungi, Ascomycota, Eurotiomycetes, Eurotiales, Trichocomaceae. The coding region runs from base 1 to 780 and encodes 259 amino acids. Gene Ontology annotation, cellular component: signal recognition particle, endoplasmic reticulum targeting. Gene Ontology annotation, biological process: SRP-dependent cotranslational protein targeting to membrane, signal sequence recognition; SRP-dependent cotranslational protein targeting to membrane. The record is from RefSeq and is a predicted model, not a curated record. Gene Ontology annotation, molecular function: 7S RNA binding.
AUGUCUCGCCGCGCUCAAGUUGAAGAGGUCUCCGACUCCGACCCCGAGGAGGUCGCUCCCUCCGACGACCCCGGCGACCACAUCAUCUCGCCGUCCAUCAUGCACCCUCCGCCGGAGAUGGCCUCGAGACCCCCGCCCCAGGCUCCGCAAGACGUUCCAAAGCACUUUCACGCCCUAUACGCAGUUUAUUUCGAUAAGACACGCUCGCGCGCUGAAGGGCGACAAGUGUCCAGCAAGUUGGCUGUGGAGAACCCGCUGGCGAGAGACAUUCUCGACGCCUGUCAACAACUAGGAUUGCGGGUUGGCUUUGAGCCCGAAAAGCUGCAUCCCAAGGACUGGGCGAAUCCCGGUCGAGUGCGUGUCCAGCUGAAAGAUGAAGAUGGCGACUUGCUAAAUGAGCGAGUAAAGAACAAGCAUCACCUCCAAAUUCUCGUUGCGAAAUUCUUACAAGCCCAUCCAACCACGGAGAAAUCACCGUAUAGACUUCGAAUCCAUGGUCUCCCGAUGCCCGAUAAAUUGCCCGGUGCACCAGCAGCCCCGAAAGGCUGGAAAAUCGGAAAGAUUCUGCCCAUUCACUCGCCUGCCUAUUCAGGAGGUGGUGUCAGCGAUAACCCGUUCAAGGAAGCCAUGGCAGAGAUGGAGAAGAUGGGUGGCAUGCCGGGAAUGCCUGGGAUGCCUGCUGGUCUUCCGGGCAUGCCUCCCGGUAUGAUGGGAAUGGGAGAGCCGUCUGGGGGAGGCGAAGCAAAGAAGAAAAAAGAAAAGAAAAAGGGCAAAGCUUGA